Molecule: messenger RNA, 7098 nt
Organism: Schistosoma curassoni
Lineage: Eukaryota; Metazoa; Platyhelminthes; Trematoda; Strigeidida; Schistosomatidae
Source: the annotation of a GenBank genome assembly
AUGAAGUUAGUCAGGUUUUCUACCAUAUCUAUUCGUGGCAUGACGUGCAAUUCAUGUGUCCAGCUUAUAGAAUCAGUCAUCAACAAGCAGUUCAAUGUGAUUUUUGUCAAUGUCUCCCUUAAAUUUGAACGCGCGAUUAUUAUCUACGAUGAAGAAAGCAGUAUCACUCCUGAGUGUCUUGCAACCACCGUCAAUAAUAUGGGUUUUGAAGCAAAACCAAUUUUUUACGAAAUGGAGACAUUUCCUGAUUGUUUGGAUAAAACCAGUGGUAAAGCUUUAGAGACGUGUUUAUAUGUUGAAGACCUCAUUUCCACUGACUGUGAAGAUAGGAUUAAUCAAUCUCUUGUAUGUUUACCUAAUUUAGUCACUUUUCGGAUUAAUACAUCAUCAUCUACUGUAGAAAUAUGGCACUUACAGCAAGUAACAACAUCUGAUUUGAUAGAUUGUGUCAGUAAGGCAGGAUUUAAGGCCAUUACGAAACCUCAAACAGUUUCUAUAUGCACAAACGUUUCAACUUCAAAUAACAGUAGAAUUCCAUCAUCAAUGAAAUCUGAAUGUCUGUCAACUAUUCAUCUAUCUAACAAAGCGAAUUUGCAAAGUUUUCAUCAAAAUCUUUUGAUUGUCAAAGUUGACGGAGUAAUUAAUACUAUUAAAUUACAUGAACUACUUCAAGCAUAUCUUGGUUCCAUGAAUCUUUCAAACUGUGAUUUGCAUGUUUUGGCUUCGUCUCAGAAUGGAAUGUUGUUAACUAUCAAUAUUUUAUCUCCUAUUCCUUGUGACUCUUCAAAUAAAGGUGUUCGGCUAGUUACAGUUGAUUUAAUGAAACAAAUUUCUGACUUUUUAACUUCUAAAAAAUAUCCAGCUGCUCGAAUAAAAUUGCUUAAUUCAGUUGCAAAUAAUUCUGAAGUGUAUAGCGUUUCUAACCAUGGUGAUCAAAAUGCGACAAAUGAUCACCCUUCUAGAGACUAUACAAGUAAACUGGAUAGUUACGAAAUCACUGUUUCCAUAUACGGAAUGCACUGCCAUUCAUGUGUACGAAAAAUUGAAUCGUAUUUCAACGAAGAAUCAGUUAAGCAACUGUACAAUAUAAAGAAUUGUUCUGUUUCACUAUCAGAUAAAGAGGGCAAAUUCACACUGGCGAAGAAUUCAAAGGUACAAGCGUUGACCCAGGAUGAUUUGGUUCACAUCACUUCAGAUCUAUUGGAGAUUAAUGUUGACAAAAUUCAUUUAGAAUUACAAAAGCUUGGGUUUCAAACAUCAUCUGUUACAAGUGAUUCAGCAAAUGUGGACAUUCUUCCUUCUGAUCAAAAUGAUCAACUACAACUUUCAACUACAGUAAAUUAUUUAUCUGAAGUUCCAUUAAACGAUUAUUUACCUAAUACCAUUCCAUAUUCAUCGUCAUCAUCAUUACUAUUAUCUAAAAAAAAUUUGUGCACAAAUCCUACUACUACCACUACUACGUUAUCCAACUCUAAUGGUCAUCUAUCAACAUCCUUAUCAUAUCAAACUAAUGGAAUAAAUUUAAAUGUACAUCAUAAAAAAUGUUAUUUACAUGUUACAGGAAUGACUUGUAGUUCAUGUGUACAUAAUAUUGAACAGAAUUUAUUAAAAUUAAAAGGUGUUCACUCUGCUUUGGUUGCAUUAAUUGCUAUGAAAGCAGAAAUCGUCUAUGAACCUACUUUAAUCACUGUUAAACAAUUAAUUAAAAAAAUCGAAGAAUUAGGUUUUUCUGCAACAUUAUUAGAACAACAUGAUAAUUUACAUGGAAAUACUGGACGGGGAACUAUUCAUUUCACGAUCCAUGAACUAUCAGCUAAUCCUUCUGAAUGUACAACAAUUGAAUCUACACUAAACAAAAUUAAAGGUGUAUAUAGUGCUUCUUUAGACUUAAAAACAAAAUGUCUUCGUAUUGUAUACAAUCUGAAUGAAAUUGGACCUCGUGAUCUGAUAAAACAAAUUGAAAAUCUAGGUUAUCAACCAGUUUUAUGUCGACCUGAACAGAAUUUGCAUGAAUCAAGUUCCUUACUUAGAUGGCGUAGUUCAUUUUAUUUCAGUUUAGUUUUUGCUAUUCCAACAAUGAUGAUUAUGAUUAUUUUCAUGUUAUUAUGGCCACAUUAUGUACCAGAAAGUUGUCCAGUACAUUUUCGUGAAAUAUCAAUUAAUGGUCAACAACAACAGAAUGUUCUAAAUAAUUCAAAUAUUACAAACGAACAUACAAUACACUAUUUUACUACGCCUAUGAUAAUACCUGGAUUGUCAGUUGAAAAUAUGUUAAUGUUUUUAUUAGCUACACCAAUACAGAUAUUUGGUGGUCGCUAUUUUUAUAUUCAUGCAUACAAAUCAUUAACACAUGGUAUAGCAAAUAUGGAUGUUUUAAUUGUGAUUGCUACAACGAUUUCAUAUUUAUAUUCUGUCGUUAUUUUAUUAAUUGCAAUAUUGAAUCGCUGGCAGCAUAGUCCACGUACUGUAUUUGAAACAUCACCAAUGUUACUCGUGUUUGUUUCAUUAGGUCGUUGGUUAGAGCAUAUUGCGAAGGGUAAAACAUCCGAAGCGCUUACUAAAUUACUCUCCUUACAUGCUAAAGAAGCUACUCUUAUUGACUUAUCACCGACAGAAAAACAGAAAUUAGAAGAUACUUUACAACAGCAAACAAAAAAUUUACCGACAAAUUUAUUUGCUAGUGGGAUUGAAAAACGUAUCCCAAUUGAAUUGGUUCAUCAAAACGAUAUCAUCAAGAUUCUUCCGGGUGAAAAAGUUCCUGUUGAUUCUGUCAUUUUAAUUGGAUCCACAUCAUGUGAUGAAUCGUUGAUUACUGGAGAAAGUAUGCCAGUCGUUAAAAAACCAGGAUCAGAUUUGAUUGGUGGUUCUAUCAAUCUAGCUAGUAUUGUAUGGGCCAAAGCAACUCAUGUUGGUGAGGAUUCAGCCUUAUCUCAAAUCGUUCGUCUUGUUGAAGAGGCACAAACUUCGAAAGCACCAGUACAACAGCUUGCAGACAAGAUUGCUGGUUAUUUUGUUCCAUUUAUUUGUUUAGUGUCAUUGACAGUUUUUAUUUUAUGGAUCACUUUAGGCUUCUUGGUACCAACAACCAUAAAAGGCUAUGAACCUGGUUGUUCCAUUCCCCUGUUAGCUAUUGAUCAUGCUUUUCGUAUGGCUAUCACUGUAUUAACCAUAGCUUGUCCAUGUGCUCUUGGCUUAGCCACUCCAACAGCAGUGAUGGUAGCUACCGGGACUGGUGCAUUAGCUGGUAUAUUAAUAAAAGGUGGUCAACCUUUAGAGAAUAUGCAUAAAUUAACUACAAUAUUAUUUGAUAAAACUGGAACAAUCACUCAAGGUCGACCACAAGUUAUCCGUAUUGUCAUGUUCAUACCACCUAGUGGUGAAAUGGAGAGAUCCACAGAAGUAAACAAAUACCAAUCACCAGAUCAAAGUUCACCAUUAUCAAUCUCUUCAUAUAAACCGCAACUCUGUUCAAACAUAUCACCUAGUCGAUUUUUAUAUCUUAUCGCCAGUGCAGAAUCAACAGUACAACAUCCUCUUGCAAAUGCUCUACUUAUUAUAGCACGUACAUUUCGUCGAUUUGCAUUAUCAUUUAAUUCAGAUGAAUUAUUAUUAAAUACAUCAAAAGAUGGAGUAAAUUAUCAGAAUACUCAUAAUAGUGAAAUGAAUUAUGAUUUAUCUAAUGACUUUGCAAAGAUUUCUCAAAUUAGAACUUCAUCUGGAUUAGGUGUUCAAUGUAAUGUUGAUCUAUUACCGUAUGAUUGUCCACCAGGUCCAGCAUUGCCGAAACCUUUAGAUGUUAGAAGUAAUAGUUUCAGCAAUCAGUAUACUGAAUUAGAUAUUAACGCAGCAUUACAAAUGAAAUUAACUUACAUAUCAUGUAUGUGGCCGACAAAAAAUACACCUACUGAGAAUAAUCUUAUUAAUGGGGAUCAUGAUGAAUUGAAUAAUAGCAAUAAUAUUAGUUUUCAAAAGUUUAAUGAUCUGUUGUCUGAUCAAUCUAUGACAUAUCCGGCUAGUUCGCAUUCUACAGUCAAUGAAUUAGAUGAGUAUCAGGCAUUAGGAGAUUGCAAAGAAAGUGUACAACAGAAAAUUAGUACAAACAAUGAUAUCAUCACUUCUCAACAGCAACAACAAAGACACUUUUUAAAUGGAUCAGAAAGAAUUGAAUGGGCAGACUCCACUAAAGGUGGUGUUCAUUCUGUACUGAUUGGUAAUCGUGAAUGGCUAAAACAAAACAACGUAAUAUUGCCCAUCAUUUUAUCAAAUGAAUACCUACCGGAUGGACGUGAAUCAAAUCGUCAAACUGCUGGCUAUUGUAACAUCCCAACAUUGGACUCACUAGUUUCAGCUGAUGAGUCUCAAGGUCACACAGUCGUUUACGUCGCCAUUGAUAAUAUUCUGGUCGGUCUAGUAACAAUUUCUGAUCCAAUUAAACCGGAAGCUGAUUUAAUCGUUGCUGCACUACGCCAUCGUGGUAUACGUGUAGCUCUAUUAACUGGUGAUAAUUAUCGUAGUGCUAAUGCAGUCGCACAACAAAUCGGUAUUGAGGAAGUCUAUGCUGAAGUGUUACCUGGUCAUAAAGCGGAUAAAAUAAAAGAAUUACAAAAUUGUCCAACUGUUCGUAGAAGAAAUAAGAGAAAUUCUACUAUGAUGUCGAUGACGAAGAUAAGAAAUAAAAGACAGAAUAAAAUGAAGACAACGAAAGGUUGUAUUUCAGAUAAUACUGAUUGUGUAACUAACAUUGUUGGAGAUGAACCGAAUUGUCAAAUCUUCAAUUCGAAAAUAUCUAAUAAACCAAAUCAUUCCAAACUCAAAUCAUUAAAGAAAACGAUUCCAAAUAAUAAUAAUAAUAAUAAUGGUAAUUCAUCUUGUCAUAUAGAAAAUGAAUUGAAUUUAUCCAAUGAAGAAUUAACUGAUGAUGAAUUUAAUCAUACUAUUCAAAGUACACAGGGUAAAUAUAAUGAAAAAUCUGUAAAAACUACUUUAUCUAUUCAACAAUUCAUUAAACAGUGUAUUAAUGUAAUAUGUUGUUUUACUAGUCAACAUUAUAAUUAUUAUUCUACUUUUGUAAAAUCAUCAAAUUCUUUAACAAAACAUCAAAAUAAUUCUUUUCAUCAACGUCAAAUAGAACGUCAUCAUAAAAUGAAAUAUCGAAAAAAUAAUUUACGUGUAUCACUUAAAAAAUCUCAACGUCAAUAUGUUGCAAUGAUUGGUGAUGGUGUUAAUGAUAGUCCUGCAUUAGCUCAAGCAGAUGUCGGUAUAGCUAUUGGUUGUGGUGCAGAUGUUGCUGUUGAGACUGCUGAUGUUGUACUUAUACGUAAUUCAUUAAUUGAUGUAGUUGCUGCUAUUGAUUUAUCGAACAAAACUGUACGUCGAAUACGAUGUAAUUUUAUUGCUGCUACAUUAUAUAACCUGAUAGGAGUACCUGUUGCUGCAGGUUGGUAUAUUUAACAAUAAAUGGUACACAUCACCUUACCUCAUCAAUUUCGGCUAUCAACCUUAAGAUGUGGAAGUACAGAGCUAGCACACGAGAAACUAUUUACAAAAACGCCGCGUACAAUUGACCUCGAACAGUUGUUCCAUGAGUUGUGUAGGCAUGCUUCCAGGUUUUAAAGACUAUCAACCCUAAUCUACUUUCCUUCUUAAUCCUCUCAGGAAGAAGUAUCUUUUCAGGGUUGAACCAACAGCUAAAUAACAAUCGCACUCAUGUUUUUGACCACACUCGAAAUCACUUAGAAUCUUUGAUGACAAUCAAUGACGAACAGCCUUCAGUGAAAUUUGGAUCCAGAUCUUUUUAUCAGGCUACUAACCGUACUUUUAAAGUAAAAUACAGUUAUGCAACACAAUUUUGAUAUAAAAGAAUGAUGGAAAUAUUUUCUUCUUCCACAAUAUACUACUAUAAUACAAUAAUAGAUCUGGAGGACCAAAAUUAGACUACCAUCAAGCUGAAUUCUCGAUCGAUGGGUUACGCACAGACUAGAUCAUGUUAUACCCAAUACAUGAUUUUAUUUAUUUAUUUGAACACAUAAACAUUGGUACAAGGUGGCACCAAAUACAUAUGCGCUACACAAUAGCAAUGAGACCAGUAGCAGUUAUCACUGAUUUGUGUGGAGGCUGUGAUACUACCCGAGGACUCAAAUAGAGAUUAAAUCCGGACAAAGACGUGAUAGCCAACUUUCAUCAGGACUGCAUAGUUUGACCGAUAAAGUAUUAUCAUUACGUGAUAAUUUACGCACUGUACUUACUCGUCAUCGUAUUUCACCAAUACACACUAAUAUUGAAGCAGUAGAUAAUCAAAAUUUACUCGAUACCUACAAUAAUGACGGUGACAAUGAAUCUGAAGAUGAAAUAAUGAAUACACAAAAUCCUUUCAUUGAAAAAUCAUUUAUUUCAUUAGGUACACAAAAUUUUACUGAUAAUCAGAACAAUAUUUCUCUGGAGAUACGAAAAGCGCGUAGCUGGAGUUCUCGAACAUGUCGAUAAUCAUUUCUAUCAUAUUUUUUCCAAAGAUUAGUUUUCUCUGUUUUUGUAUCGUUUAAUUGGAUGAAUAGAUGUUAGUACCUAACUGCUUUUUUUUCUUACCCCAAACUGAUUUAAAUAAAUAAUCUAUGAUAUAUUCCUACAGGUCAGUCGAUAGUUGGCAUAUUUAACAGCCUUAAUGCAUUUCGUCUUGUUUGUCGAUUUUAUUUUCCUCACUUUUGGUGUCUCAUUGAUUCGUGUCAACUACACAAAUUCUCACUGCCGAUUUCCAUUGGAAUUACUCUGCUCGGUCCCUCGAUCUGUAAUCUUAUUCUACUGUGUCUUCUAUUUUGCUUCCUUUAAUUUCUUACUAUCUGUAAAGUUGUUAAUGCAUCCAAAUAUCACUUUUUCAUAUUAUUCCCCUCCUAAUUCUUGUUUUCGCCCUCAAAUUGUGUUAUUUCUUUUUCUGACUAUUGUGAUAUACCAUUACUUACUGAUAGGAAAAUGUGUAUAUGUUUGAAAAGGAAUAUUCGCUUUCUGUGAUUCCGUACAUAAUAUAAACUUAAGCAAACAAUAUUGGUGUUAAUAUUUUGCUUUUUUUACUGAAUUUUGAAAAUAACAAAGUUAAUUUACUAUAAA